Mirounga angustirostris (Northern elephant seal) is the source of this 12240-nucleotide messenger RNA. RefSeq names its product replication timing regulatory factor 1 (gene RIF1). Gene Ontology annotation, cellular component: nucleus. Bases 145 to 7584 code for a protein of 2479 amino acids. The record is from RefSeq and is a predicted model, not a curated record. Gene Ontology annotation, biological process: telomere maintenance. NCBI's taxonomy places the organism in Eukaryota, Metazoa, Chordata, Mammalia, Carnivora, Phocidae. The transcript is spliced from 36 exons.
CGCCCCCGCCGCCAUCUUGGUCUAGGAGGGAGCGGGCCGCACGCGAGAGUAAACAGCCCGAGCCGGGGAAGUCGAGUUCUGGCUCCGUCGGGGUGCCGCGGGGCAGCCGCGGAGAGGACGCAGUCCUGAUCUUCGGUGGCCGACAUGACGGCCCCGGGUGAGAGCCCCCUGGCGCCGCUGCUGGAGACUUUGGAAGACCCUUCCGCCCCCCAUGGAGAGCAAACCGACGCUUACCUGACUCUGACCAGUCGAAUGACUGGAGAAGAUGGAAAAGAAGUCAUUAUGGAAAUUGAGAAAAAACUCCCUCAGCUAUUCAGAGUUUUAAAAAUUCACAUUUCCAGUCAGAAUUCAGACCUCAGUUGUGCUGCUCUACAGGCCUUGGGGUUUUGCUUAUAUAAUCCCAAAAUUACCUCAGGAUUAUCAGAGACAGAUAUUCAAGAACUGCUUUUAAAAUUGAAUGAUAGUGUUAAAAGCCCAGACAAAAAUGUACGUACUAGGGCACUUUGGGUGAUAUCCAAGCAGACGUUUCCUGGUGAAGUCAUUGGCAGAGUAGUAUCCAGUAUAAUUGAUUCAUUAGAAAUAAUAUUUAAUAGAGGAGAGGUGCAUUCUGCUGUUGUUGAUUAUGAAGCAUUAAAUGUCAUCAUAAGGCUAAUUGAACAAGCCCCAGUUCAAAUGGGAGAAGAGUCAAUUAGGUGGGCAAAACUGGUCAUACCUUUAGUGGUUCAUUCAGCUCAAAAGGUACAUUUGCGGGGAGCAACUGCUCUAGAGAUGGGAAUGCCAUUGUUGCUUCAGAAACAACAAGAAAUAGCAUCUAUCACAGAGCAGCUUAUGACUACUAAAUUACUUUCAGAACUCCAAAAGCUAUUUAUGAGUAAGAAUGAGACUUAUGUGUUAAAAUUGUGGCCUUUGUUUGUCAGACUUCUUGGGAAGACCUUGCAUCGAAGUGGGAGUUUCAUUAAUUCUCUAUUACAGCUGGAAGAACUGGGAUUUCGCAGUGGAGCACCCAUGAUUAAAAAAAUAGCUUUUAUUGCUUGGAAGAGUUUAAUAGAUAAUUUUGCUUUGAAUCCAGAAAUACUGUGCAGUGCAAAAAGGCUGAAGUUGUUAAUGCAGCCUUUGAGUUCCAUCCAUGUGAGAACAGAAACUCUAGCACUAACAAAGCUAGAAGUCUGGUGGUAUCUACUGAUGAGACUUGGACCUCAUCUUCCUGCUAAUUUUGAACAGGUGUGCGUGCCUCUGAUUCAAAGUACAAUAAGCAUCGAUUCUAAUGCUUCACCUCAAAGCAGUUUGUCUCGUGUAACUGCUUCUCCAGGUUUAAGUCCUAUGACUCCUAUACACAAAGGUGCUUCCCCAUAUGGAACUCCUGUAACUCCCCGGAUGAACUUAAGUUCAAAUUUUGGUGGAAUGGCCACAAUCCCCUCUAUUCAACUUUUGGGACUUGAAAUGCUGCUUCAUUUUUUGUUGGGUCCAGAAGUCUUGAGUUUUGCUAAGCAAAACAAACUUGUACUGAGCUUAGAGCCACUCGAACAUGCGUUAAUCAGCAGCUCUUCUUUUUUUUCCAAACAUGCAAAUACACUCAUCACUGCUGUUCAUGAUAGCUUUGUUGCGGUUGGAAAAGAUGCUUCUGAUGCGGUUGUCAAUGCUAUUUGGAAGGAGCUAAUUAGCUUGAUGAAGUCAGUUAUUGAAUCAGGUAACAAAAAAGAGAGACCAGGUUCUGAAGUUUUGACCCUGUUACUAAAAUCUUUAGAAAGCAUAGUGAAGUCAGAAGUAUUUCCUGUGUCAAAAACACUGGUCCUCAUGGAAAUUACAAUUAAAGGACUGCCCCAGAAAGUAUUAGGUUCACCAGCAUAUCAGGUUGCUAAUAUGGAUAUUCUUAAUGGAACUCCUGCUUUGUUCUUAAUUCAGUUAAUUUUCAACAAUAAUCUCUUGGAAUAUGGUGUAGAUGAUGAGAGGUUUUUUCUCAAUCUGGAAACACUUGUUGGCUGUGUCCUUUCUGGUCCAACUUCACCACUAGCUUUCAGUGACUCUGUUUUAAAUGUUAUUAACCAAAACGCAAAGCUGUUGGAAAACAAGGAGCAUCUCUGGAGAAUGUGGGGUAUUAUAGUCACCCCAUUAACGGAAUUGAUUAAUCAGACCAAUGAAGUGAAUCAAGGUGAUGCCUUAGAACAUAAUUUUAGUGCCAUAUAUGGUGCAUUGACUUUACCAAUAAACCAUAUUUUUUCAGUACAGAAAUUUCCAGUGGCCACCAUGAAGACCUUACUUAGAACUUGGUCAGAAUUAUAUAGAGCAUUUGCCCGCUGUGCUGCUUUGGUGGCAACUGCAGAAGAGAAUUUGUGCUGUGAGGAACUUGCUUCCAAGAUAAUGUCCAGUUUAGAAGAUUCCGGCUUUUCAAAUUUGUUGUUCUUGGAUAGGAUCGUUCAUAUAAUUACUGUAAUGGUGGAUUGCAUUGACUUCUCACCAUACAAUACUAAGUAUCAGCCCAAAGUUAAAUCACCACAGAGACCUUCAGAUUGGUCCAAAAAGAAGAAAGAACCUCUAGGGAAAUUGGCUUCUUUAUUUAAACUUACUGUGAGAGUGAUCUAUUCUUUCCACACUCUGAGCUUCAAGGAAGUACAUUCUGAUACUCUCCUCACUGUUGGCAACUCAAUCACCAGUAUUCUUUCUAAUGUACUUGGACGUAUUUCUUUGUCUUCUAUGAUCCGAAAAAUAUUUGCAACUUUAACAAGACCUCUGGCAUUAUUUUAUGAAAACUUAAAGCUUGAUGAAGUUCCUAAAGUGUAUAGUUGUAUGAGCAACAAGUUAGAAAAGCUACUGGGAGAGAUAAUUGCUUGUCUACACUUCAACUACACUGGGACUUACGACAGCGAACUUCUUGAACACAUCUCUCCGUUAUUAUGCAUAAUAUUUUUGCACAGGAAUAAACAGAUUAGAAAACAAAGUGCUCAGUUCUGGAACGCCACAUUUGCUAAAGUGUCAACGUUGACUUAUCCUGAAGAGUUAAAACCAGUACUAAGACAAGCCAAAGAGAAAUUUCUGUUGCUUUUACCUGGUUUGGAAAAUGUUGAAAUUAUGGAGGAAUCCAGUGGACCAUAUUCAAAUGCAACAGAAAAUUCACAGUUAAAUAUGAAGAUAAGUGGCAUGGAAAGAAAAUCAAGUGGAAAAAGAGAUUCUUUUUUGGCACAAACAAAGGAUGCAAAAGAAAACAAGAAACCACCAGUCAAAUUGAAAUUAGAAUCGUCUUCUGCCAAAACAAAGAGUGAAAUGCCUUUGGAAGAGGAAAAGUCUAUUGACUUUGUGUUUAUACCUCCAGAAGGAAAAGAAGCAAAGGAAAGAAUACUAACUGAACAUCAGAAAGAAGUAUUCAAAACAAAGAGAUGCGAUAUUCCUGUCAUGUAUAAUAAUCUGGAUGUUUCACAAGACACUUUGUUUUCUCAGUAUACCCAGGAAGAGUCCAUGGAAAUUCCUGCUUUAACUGAAAAAUCAAAGGAAGAUUCCAAGGUGAUACCUAAGGAGGAACAAAUGGAAAGUGACAUUGUUAUUUCUCAAGAUGUCAUGGAAAACUGUGGUAUGGAUGAGCAUCUUGAAAAGGUUUCUCUUUCAAAUAAUGACUGUGGUUCUAAUGAGGAAACGAGUCCAGAAGUACCGAGCAGUAAUAAUGAUGCCAGAAAGAAAGCUUUAAUUUCAUCAAAGAAAAUGACUGAAUGUGUAUCUAAUGCAGAAAAUACUUCUGGUCUCAACAGUAGCUCAGUUUCUAAUACCAUUAUUUCUGGAACUCCCCCACAGCCUACAAGUCGGAGGCAAACCUUUAUUACUUUGGAGAAGUUUGAUGGUUCAGAAAAUAGACCUUUUAGUCCGUCCCCCUUAAAUAAUAUGUCAUCAACUGUAACAGUGAAAAAUAACCAGGAAGUCAUGGGUAAAACAGAUACUCCACCAAAAGCAAAGAAAAGAGAAAUGGUUUUUGCAAAAUGUGAUUCUGAAAAAAUAGCACAUGGAAUUAAGAGAUCAAGCCGGAGGUCAAGUAAAGCUGAACAAAUAGGGAACAAAAGGUCUAAACUCUUAAUGAGAUCCGAUCAAGAGAAAAAUACUCAGGAAUCUAUUGAUGUCACAGUAGUCUUAGAAAAUAACCCACCUGGUUUGCUUAAUCAAACAGAAUGUAUGUUAGAUAAUCAGGCUCAUCUCUCUGAAUCUGUGAUGGAAUAUGAGGAUACAAUGCUUAAACCAACAAUAGAAAAUGUAGUAUUAGAAAACAAUACUGUAGAAGAGAAAACAUUAGGAAUCAGUUUGGAAUCCAAAGAAAAUACACCCCCAGCUAUAAUACCAGCAGAUCAAAUGGUAGAUGAGGAUAGUCCUGUUCAGAUAACUCCAAAUCAAAAAAUGCUUAGACGAUCCUCAAGGCGACGUUCAGAAGUAGCAGAGCCUACCACUGACAGCCAAGAGAAAGAAAAUAAUCAUCAAAAAAAAGAAAGACGUAAGGAAGAAGAAAAGACCCUUCAGAAAAGUCCGUUGCAUGUAAAAGAUGAUGUGUUACCUAAGCAAAAACUGAUUUCUGAACAAACUGUACAGGAAAAUUUAAUUGAGAAAGGAAAUAAUGUACACGAGAAGACUUUUGGGGAAACCAGCACUACUGCUGAAAUUGAUGAAAGUAAAAGAAAGCUAGACCUUGAGAAUAUUAAAUCUGAGGGAGACGGUGCCCAGGACUUUGCAGAUAAGUCCUCUGAAAAACCAGUAAGUGGUCGAACACGGUAUCAAACAAGAAGAGCAUCCCAAGGUUUACUUUCCAGCAUUGAAAACUCAGAAUCUGAUAGUUCUGAGGCAAAAGAAGAAGGUUCUAAAAAGAAGAGAUCUGGAAAAUGGAAAAACAAAAGCAGUGAUAGUGUUGACAUUCAAGAUCAGGAGGAGAAAGUGAUAAAACAGGAAUGUGUAAAUGUUGACAACCAGACACUUGAUUGCAAAGCAAAUUCUGAAGUAGAGAGAGACCUAAAAUCUCAGAUUUGUGAACAAAAAGAUGAGAGUAAUAAUGUAACUCUUGAAGAUUCUACAGUAUCUUCAGAUUUAUUGCAGGUUUCUGAUGAUGUGUCAACUACUUACGAGGGAAAAAGUAAAACCAACAAAUGUACAGAAUAUUCCUUUUCAAACCCUUCUGUGCCAGAAUCAAAUCUAAGGACUAGAAAUGCCAGCAAGAGAUUACAAAAACGAGAUUCUAUAGAAAAUAACACCGUGGGAGAAUCCUCAAAAAUAGGGACAUCAGACAUUUCUUUGCUUUCUGAAAAAACUUUUCAAACACUUGAAUGCCAGCAUAAGAGAAGUAGGAGGGUAAGGAGAUCUAAAGGUUGUGAUUGCUGUGGAGAAAAAUCACAGCCUCAGGAAAAGUCAUUCAUUGGGUUAAAGAAUACAGAAAACUAUGAUGUAAAAGUCAAUGAAACAAAAAAGACAGAUAUGCAAACACCUGUAAAUGUAUCAGAGACUUCUAAAGCUAAUUUGUGCUCUGAGGUAAAACUUUCAGAUGAACAUAAUGGUGUGAAUUUUCAUUUGGGACUCAAGGAGGAGAGUGAUACUGUUAAUGAUUCAUUAAUUAUAUCUGAAAGUGAGUUGAAAGAAAAUACUAUUCAAAACCCUCUUCCUUCUGAAGUAGUAAAUUUUGAAGAAGAAACUUGUGAUAUGGUUUCUGAAGAAGCAGCACCUCUUGAAAGCCAAGAGCCAUCCAAUAAAAAAUGUAAAACUGUUAGCCCAUGUUUAGGUGAUUCCAAAGAUAAUUCACUGGAAUGUUCUACUUUGGAGACCAAAGAAGAAAAGUCAGAGGCUAUCUUGGAAAAGGAAUUAAGUAUAGAGAACAUUGUCAAUGUUGAAACAGAUGCAUGUAAAGCUAAAGCAAAAUUCAAUCCAGAAGAAGUAGAAGCUAUUGAAUUGGAUGUAGAAAGUGAUAAAUCUGAAGCUAGCUUUUCUGAACAAAAGAGUACCGAAACUGGUAUUCGUGAAGAAGAGGUAAUGGAGAUAAAUAGUGAAAGAAGUGAUGAAUCUGAAGCAGAGGCAGCUGAAAAACUGAAGGCUGAAGAAGCAGUAACUGAAGAAUUUAAUUCUGGUGUUGGUCAUUCUGAUAAUACCACAGAAAUGAGUGCUCAGGUAGAGAUACCUGAACAAACAGCAGUUGGGGAAUUAGAUGAAAGAAGUGACGAAUCUGGUCCAGGCUCAUCUGAAGAAAUGAAUGCUGAAAUGGAAAAUUGUGAAGAGACAGUGAUUGGUGAGGUGAGUGCUGAAGCUGAUCAAGUCAAUGAAACAGAGGACAGGGACUCGACUACCAAAAUCUCUACUAAGCCUGUACAAGCCGAAACAAAGACUUCAACUAUGGAAAUCGGCAGUUUUGUUCUCAGCACACUUGGGAUGAGCACUGAAGAAGGAAAAGUUGACUCUAAUGAAACUGAAACAAAUACUGAACUUAAUAAGUCUGAAGAAACAACAUCAGAUGACAAUCGAGUGGUGGGGGGAAAUGAUGAGAUUUUACAGCAAGUUCACCAUACUUCAGAGAAAGUGGAGGAAACAUCACAGUCUCUGACAUCUGAAACAGCCAUCUCUGAACUAAUAACAGAAGACAAUAAUGCAUCUCCUCAAAAAUUAAGGGAACUUGAUCCUUUACUUGUAUCAGCAAAUGGCAGUCCUAGUGGCAUGCAGACACGCUGUGUAUGGUCUCCUUUGGCUUCUCCAUCGACCAGCAUUUUAAAGAGAGGACUAAAAAGGCCUCAGGAAGAUGAGGUAUCGUCACCUGUUCACAAGGUUCGCCGUGUCUCCUUUGCAGAUCCAAUAUACCAGGCUGGAUUGGCAGAUGACAUUGAUAGGCGAUGCUCUAUUGUUAGGUCCCAUUCUUCAAAUAAUUCUCCCAUAGUAAAAAGUGUUAAAACUUCACCUACUGCACAAUCUAAGCAUAAUGCCACUUCAACCAAAGGAUUUCUGUCCCCAGGAUCACGUAGCCCUAAGUUUAAGAGCUCAAAGAAGUGUUUAAUUACAGAAAUGGCUAAAGAAUCUAUGCCAUGUCCAACAGAAAGUGUUUACCCAGCUUUGGUGAACUGCGUGGCUCCAGUUGAUAUCAUUUUACCUCAGAUUACAUCAAACAUGUGGGCAAGAGGACUGGGACAGCUCAUUAGAGCCAAGAAUAUAAAAACGAUUGGUGAUUUGAGUACUCUUACAGCAUCUGAAAUAAAAACUCUUCCUAUCCGUUCUCCAAAAGUGUCCAAUGUAAAAAAGGCUCUUAGGGUCUAUCAUGAGCAGCAGGUGAAGUCUCGUGGACUAGAGGAGAUUCCAGUUUUUGAUAUUUCUGAAAAAACAGUAAAUGGAAUACAAACUAAAUCUCUCCCUUCUGAUGAAGAAAGACUUGCCUCAGAUUUAAUUGAUCCUGUUGCUUUGGAAACUCCAUUACCUAAAAAUCUUGUGGCACAGAUUAGUGCACUUGCUCUUCAACUAGAUUCUGAAGAUCUCCAUAAUUAUUCAGGAAGCCAGCUGUUUGAAAUGCAUGAGAAACUUGGUAACAUGGCGAACUCUAUAAUAAAAAAUUUGCAGUCACGUUGGAGGUCACCAACCCAUGAAAAUUCUGUUUAGUAUUUUAAGAGAAAAGUGAAGGUUUGUGUUUUUUUUUUUUUUUCCCCCAACAUCACUGGAUUUGUUGAUCAUAAAAUAAGUUUUGAAAUAUAGCACAAUAUCAGACUGAAUGUUCACAAAGUUGAUAACAUUUCAAACCCUGAAGGGCUGUGACUUAACGUAAGUUCAAUUUAAGUUUGUUAUGUAAUAUUUUUGUUCAUACAAUAUUUUCUUGGCCGCUAUGCAUAGUUUUUCAAAAAUUUAAAUAUCUUACUGAAAUGUGGAAGCGAAAACUAGAAACAAAAGCAUUUUAUUCACACAUUUUAAACUCCUACAUAUUCUGAUGAAACAUUCGUGAAAAAUACCUUAUUUUAAGUAAGUAAAAUUGAACAUUUCUAUUUGAAUUUUUUGCUGAACUGAUAAAGGUGUUUAUACUUUUUUUUUUUUAAUUUAUAUUUGUUGUGCCUGAGGUUUAAGAAAUUUGUUCACCUUAAAUGAGACGCAAAAGAAUUGGAUCAUUUUUUCCGCAGAUGUCAACUUUGGACAGCUUUCAAGAAAAAUACCAAAAGCUGCAACUUUUGGGGUUAAAAUAUUAAAGCAGAACAUACCUAAAAUUCCAUUUAUUUGUGCAGCAGCAUUUGCUUGUGAAAAUUUAGUCGUAUGAGACACAUCAUAAUUCAUUUUAAAAUGCACGACUGUUUGUAUAUUAUGUAUAGAUUACAAUGUUUUUAAUUUAUAAAUUUCAGCCUUUGUUAAUGGCAUGAAUUUUUCUGCAGCUACUUGUGAAUACCUUUGUUUAAUAGAAACCUAUUUUGUAUAUAUUAAAUACUGAGAUAUCAGUAUUGACAGUAGAAGUGCUUUGUGGGCUUGCUGCAGAUAUUUGUAGGGUUCUGCAUCUACAAAUACAAAUAGUUUUGUACUUAGUAGUCUUAGUAACAACAUGAGUUUAUUUUCUAAAGUAACCAGAAGGAGUUAAAGUUCUAGAAAUGAGAAAGUGUUACAUGAGAACUUUGUUAUUCAUACCCAUUACUUUUGGGGUGGGGGGCGGUUUGGAAGGAGGGUAUCAGCCACUAGAAAGCUUCAUUACAUUUCUUUUUAAUGGAGAGUUUGACUAUUUUUGUUACAACUUGGACUAUAUGAAAUCUAGAAAUUACCUGUUCUUUUCACCUACACCUAAAGCAAACUUGGAAGAAAUUUGAAACUGUUCUUUUGAAAUAUGUAUGUUUUGCCUGUUUUUAAAAAUAGGGUGUAUAUAAUUAAAACAUUUGUAAAUUUUACCGACUAGUAUUAGUGCCUGACUUCCCAUAUUUGUUUCAUCUCUUUACAGUGAGAAUAUAUCAUUUGCUCUCUGAUUAGAAUGAGUGAGUGACCUUCACAGUUUCAUACUUUAUUCAGAACUAACCAGCUUGAAAAGGCACACAUUCUUCAGCAAGUUACAGAAAGUUUAACUCUUGUGUUUAGUUAGUUCUUAUAUUCAGAAGGGGACCACCCACCAGCCAGAAAAGUUGGUGUCUUUUUCAUAAUUAUAAAUCCAUCAUCAUCACAAAUAUUUGGGGGGGGUUAUAAGUUUCAUAGUCCUAUCCCAAGGUUGGGUUUAAAGGAAAUUCUGGGACCAUAAACUGAGGAUUGUAGCUUGAAGAAAUAACUAAAAAUGGAAACUUGUUAACAGAAUUACAACUGGUUUAUAUUACCUCCCAUUUCCCAAAUUAUAUUUUACAGUUAAGAGGCACAUAAAUUUUUAGUUAACAGGUGUAAGAAGGAGUAUGUACAUGUGUUUGUAUGGAGUUAAAAUUGGCUUAUCUCAUGCUUAUAUCCUCUUAAUGUUUGUGUGAACUAACUGGUGAAAUGAAGUUCUUGAGAACAAGAACAGCAUAGGAGAAAAUGUGACUAAAGUGAUUGAUUAGCAUUUACUUAAAUCACUGAAUUUGAUACAAGCACAAGUUUAAUUUUCAAAUACUGUGGUUGAACAAGGAUGUGUUUAAAAAUGUUACUUGAAGGCAGAAGCCAGUUUGCUAAAUCUUCAUUGUUGAUAUAGUUGUUAAGUGUAUAUUUGAGGCACCUUAUUUUUAAUAUUCUUGCCUUAAAUUUUUCCCUGAAUGAUUCCUAAAUAGCAAAAAAUAUUAAUUCUCCUUGAUCAGUUUCAGUAUGUUGUUUAACUAUUAAAAUUAAAUCAGUUUUUUUCAAUAUUUUCUAAGGGUUAAUAAAACAAAUGGCAAAUAUUAAUAAGAACACUCAAAUGUGAUUUCUUAUUUUAUGCAUUUAUAAAAAGAAUCUGUUUGCUUGCAGAAGCACAGUAUAAUUUCUCAUGUUCCAAAAUGGACUUCAUAUGGUGGAUUUAAGUUUUUAGUGUUGCCCUGAGCCCAUUGUCAAAGAUGUUAUAUUUGAACAAGUUUGAAAGCCAUUGUUAAAUGGUAUGGAGCUUUUGCUCAAAUUCCGUAUAGUGUAGGAUGAAUCAGGUUUAGUGAUAAGGUUAUCGGAUAAUAUAGUCAAAAAUAAGAUUUAAAUCUGAACAUGAUAGUUUCUGGCGUUGCUCGUGGAUUCUUUUCUUUACAGCUUGAAAGUAGUCAGGGAUUCUGUUAUAUAUUUUAGAAUCAAAAAAAUGUUAAGGAAAUUGGAUUAUAUUUUGUCUAAAAUAAAAGUGGCAGGGCAAGAAACAAAAUUGGGAAAAUUGGAGGGGUGUGUAAAAUAUACAAUUAGAGUAUUUUUUCUAAGAUAAAGGAAUGAUAGUAAUUAAAAAUAAGUGCUGUUUUAAAAACCUUUGUUGGAAUUUAACAGAAAAUAUGAGCUUAAAAGGGUUCACAUUUUACCUUAAUGUCAUUCUUUCCAAAUGACUUUAUAAUCCAAUAGGAAGGGCAUAGUUUCCAUCUCAUAUCCUUCUUUAUUAAUUUUCAGGGAGAUGAUUUGCAACUGGGCUAGAAGGCCAUAAAAUAGCAGUUACUGACAUUAUUAGGCUAAGAUUUUGGUGGGGGAGAGGGAGCUGUUUGCACAUUAGCACAACCCAUGUCUGUUUUAUCCUUAAGCCAUCAGAAGGGUCUUAUACAUUGUAUACAAGUGUUAGAGUUUAAGUUUUGACUUUAACACAGUGCUUCUCAAACUUGUAUGUAUGUAUGAAAAUGCAGAUUCUGAUUCAGCAGGUCUGGGAUGGGGCCUGAUAGUUCAUCUCUAAAAGCUCCCACAUGACCCAUACAAAUGGUGAUGUCUGUGGAUUGCAUUUGUGGUGGUUAGGCCUACGAGGCUUCAGGCUGUGAAUUAGGUGAUAACACAAGCAGGUUUAAGUCCCAGGAAUUAUUGCCACAAAAGAUAAAAUUUAGUGUUUUUUUAAAUAACUUUUUCAGGUUUAUGAUUGGGGUUGCAGACUGGUCUUGAAGGCUUCAAAUUAGAGUUCAAAAGUUUUUCAAGAAUUAAAGGUAGAAUUUUGUCUCAUUUGGAGCCUUUUUUAGACAUGGAAAAUUUAUUAUGGUUUGGGGAGGAAGAUUUACGUUUUUAAAUAGGCAAACAGUUACUUAUGUUAUAAAGAACCUUCCUAAACGAUGAGACAAUGUGAGCCUUUUUUAAUGAAUAGUGUAUGUGGAUUAUGUUCUCAUUUUUUUUAAUACAAAAGUAAAUUUUCAGAUAUUAGAAAUAUAUUUAGUCUCUAAAUAAAUCUUGUCUUCUAAGUUAUGGGGCUUCAUUGAAAACAGACUACCCUAAGAUUAACUUGGCGGUUAAGUUAGCAGUACCCAAAUAAGCCCUGUCUGACAGAUCUGACUUGUCAUUUUAGUAAAGACCUCUGGUUACUUUGCUGUUAUAUUGUUGAAAUUUUCUAUUUCAUCUUAAAAUGGUGUUUAAAAGACAGUUGAAUAAUUUGAUUCUCUAAAAAUGAGUUUUUCUCAGCAUUCUGUUAUGUUUCCCUCACAUGUUUUAAAUUCUCUUUCCAUAAGAAUUGUACUCAUCCAGAGCACUUAAGAAAAUGUAGCCAGAAGUGAAAUAAUGGUGUUUUUUAAUUGAUUUAUCAAAAUUUGUUGAUUGCUUGAUUUAUAAAACAAAUCUGGGCUUCGGUUUGUGAUGGUCCAGUUAAUAUGAUAUGUUUAUCAUAUGCCAGGCUUUGUAUAUUGCUUUUUGAAAGUAUUAAAAUCUGAGUAAUUAGGGUUUGAAAUCUAUAGCUAUUUAAUAGAGUAGUAGUCUAACAGAAUUGAAUGUUCACCCAUUUCUUGGAAUAGAAUGUAAAUUUUAUAACAUGGUCUUAACCAUUUUUCCUUUAUAUACCAAGCCAAAGAACAGUAAAACCAAACAUGAAGUGCCAAGCUGUAAAUGCUUACUCUUCUGAAGUAUACCAUUUAGAAGAAAAGAUAAUCUCUCCCUUUACCUGAGAGUAUAAGAUUGAAGGCAAUAUUUUAAAUUGAUAGCACAUGGAAUUAAAAAAAAAAGUAUGUAGCUUUUUAGUAUAGGGACAGUCAUAUAAACUUUGAAAAUAGCUGACAGGUAUCCUAUAUAUAAAACAGUACCAGAACUGAUACUCAUAAAUACCCUGAAUAAUUGUUUAAAAUAGACAUUAUUUACAGGUCACCUGUCCGGCUUGGUCAGUGGUGGAGCAUGCAACUCUUGAUUUUGGAAUUGUGAGUUCAAGCCCUACAUUGGGGGUAGAGAUUGCUUAAAAAUAAAAUCUUUUUAAAAAAUAAAGUAUACAUUAUUUAAUAU